AUGUCAUUUUUUGAAAAUUUGGAGUUUGCUCUAGAUAGAAAAGAUAUUCCAUGGAAGUCAAUUAUUCUUUCAAUUUCGAUUGCACAGUUUGUGUUCGAAACAUAUUUGACUGUUCGUCAAUAUAAAGUCUUAUCAGGUAAAAAGUUACCACCUGUCUUAGAGAAUGAAAUUGAUCAAGAAACUUUUGAAAAGACUGAAAAAUAUUCAAAAGCUAAAGCUAAGUUUUCUAUCAUCGUCAGUAUUUACUCUUUACUGCAGAAUGCUGCAGUUUUACAUUAUGAUUUAAUGCCACUAAUUUGGAAUAGGGCUGCUUUCAAUUUGGAUGGGAUUAUGGGAGCUAACCACUCACUAUCUACAAUUGCUUACAGUUUGGCUUAUCUAUGGUUGACUUCAUACAUGUCAGCUAUAUUGGAUUUGCCAGUCUCUUUCUACAGCCAUUUUGUAUUGGAAGAAAAAUUCGGCUUCAACAAAUUAACAAUUAGAUUAUGGAUUACUGAUAUGCUUAAAGGUCAUCUUUUAGGUGUUGCUAUCGGUGGUCCAGUUCUUUACUUAUUUUUAUGGAUUUUCGAUAGAUUCCAAUCUAACUUUUUGAUGUACAUCUGUAUUUUCAUUUUUGUUGUGCAAAUUUUAGCAAUGACUUUAAUUCCUGUUUAUAUUAUGCCAUUAUUCAAUAAAUUUACUCCAUUAGAAGAUGGUGAAUUGAAAUCCUCUAUUGAAACGUUGGCAAAGAGAGUUAAUUUCCCAUUGGACAAAAUUUUUGUUGUCGAUGGUUCUAAAAGAUCUUCGCAUUCAAACGCUUAUUUUACUGGUUUACCAUUUACUAGUAAAAGAAUUGUAUUAUUUGACACUUUGGUUAAAGACAGCACUGUUGAAGAAAUUACUGCUGUUUUAGCUCAUGAAAUUGGCCACUGGCAAAAAAACCAUAUUCUAAGAAUGUUAACUUUCAGUGAGACUCACCUGUUUGUUAUCUUCUCAUUAUUCACUUGUGUUUUCCACAAUCUAUCGUUCUACAAUGCUUUUGGAUUCUACAUCGGAGAAGCAGUGUCAUCUGGUGAAAAUGCUCCACACGUCUUUACUCCUACAUUCCCAAUCCUAAUCGGAUUCAUGCUAUUUAAUGAUCUCUUAACACCAUUAGAAUGUGGUAUGCAAUUUGUCAUGAAUUUGAUCUCUAGAUUCCACGAAUACCAAGCUGAUGAAUAUGCUAAGGAUCUAGGAUAUUCCAAACAUUUAUGCAAAGCUUUGAUCUCAUUGCAAGUCAAAAAUUUGUCUACAAUGAAUGUCGACCCAUUAUACUCAAGUUAUCAUUACUCUCAUCCAACACUAGCAGAAAGAUUAAAUGCCCUCGAUUACGUUAGUGAAAAGAAAGAAAAAUAA
Molecule: messenger RNA, 1374 nt
Organism: Tetrapisispora phaffii CBS 4417
Lineage: Eukaryota; Fungi; Ascomycota; Saccharomycetes; Saccharomycetales; Saccharomycetaceae
Gene: STE24
Product: zinc metalloprotease
Exons: 1
Coding region: 1-1374 (457 amino acids)
Biological process (GO): CAAX-box protein processing
Cellular component (GO): endoplasmic reticulum membrane
Molecular function (GO): metalloendopeptidase activity
Source: RefSeq, a predicted model, not a curated record